AUGGCGAUUGUUCUCUGUUCACAACUGCCGAUAUCUCGCUUAAUCCUAUACGGCGUUUUUUCCUUUUUACUUUCUUGUUUUGCUCUAUGGAGGUGCGCCUCUUAUUAUUCUCCUGAAACAGAUGAAUAUGGCAGUUCAGCCGAUGGGAGACACGUCCGUUCGUUAGAAAGUGCAAUGCGGGAUAAUUGCGUUGUGGUAGCAGUGUUUAACUUGGUAUUUUUUCUCCUAAUUGCCAUUGUAAAAAUGUUCCAACAGUUUUUCUUUGGACCUCUUGUUGGAACAGAGCCCCGCUGUAUACGCGAAAAAUCUAUGCACUUUGCUUUAUCAAGGGCAGUCUUUUUAAUAGGUGUCAUAAAUGCUGCCAAAUGGAGUAGCUUAAUGGGGUGGACUUUGUGGUUUGGAUGUCUUGGUUGUUUGCACGGCUUCGCCUGCUUGGCACGUCUUCGUUGUGAACAACUAAUUGCUCGGAAUUCAACCUCAAUUCGUCAAUGGCUGCGGUUCGGAAGUAUGCUCAUUGCAUUAACCUGCGGCACUGUGGCUCUUCUUUCAUCUGGUGUUAAAUUUUGCCGUUAUUUGUCAGAUUUGACUCCAGAAGCUGAUAUAUUUGGUGAAAUAGGGUCGCGUUAUCAUAAUGAGGACCAGUUAAACCAACUGGGUGUUGCUGAUUAUCCUGAGGACAGCUCUGCAGAUUUCUAUCAAAUUCUUCACACACUGAUAUUCAUAUUUUCGGAUUCUGCUAAUGUCCUUUUGCUUCUGCUUCAAGUUGCUCUCAUCAUUAUUGUUAAUGAGCUAGAUGGCACCAAGUGGAUUCAUAAGAAAAUGUUCUUUGACAAGGCCAUCUGGCUCUACAACGUCAGCCUGAUAUUUGAUGUUAUCUGCCUAACUCUUGACUUCUCAAACCAUGUUCAUAUGUUGAUUUGGAGCCGACUAGCGUCUCUCACAAGCCUUGUUGUUUGUAUUCAAGUUAUUGUGAGUUAUGGUGAUUUAGCUCAACGCCUUCGCCGACAUUCUGCUUACCAAAAUCUUGUAAAAAUCAUCCGUCGAGAAUUUCCUUUGGAACAAAUAGACCGUAAGACUGUUAAUGGAGUUGAUGAUUUGGGGGAACACAAGUCGACAGAACCCGAAACUUGUGCAAUUUGCUGGGAGUUAUUAUGGACUUGGCGUAAGCUGCCUUGUCGGCACUGUUUCCACGAGACCUGUUUAACAAUGUGGAUCGAGGAAGACCCAAGUUGCCCCACCUGCAGACGUCCCGUUCUUCCUCGGACUCCACGUCCUCGGGCCCAACAACGAGUACGACAACCACCAGCCUUUAACACACUGCGCGAUGUGAUCAACUUCUUCAGUAGAGAGAACGCUGCGGGCUUACCUCAACGAAAUGCGGAAAAUCAACGUGCUGUUCGUGGUGUAUUUUUGCGACUUCGGCAGCGUAGUGUUGCGCCCAACGAUCGCAACACUCGGGCUCCUGGACGAUCACUCGAUGUCAGCAUUCACAUUAGUCUGGGUCCAAGCAGACCAGCACCUCAAACAACGCCGCAACCUUCUGCUGAAGUACAUGGGGGGAAUCCGGUAGCAUCACCUGACCAGCAACCACAAACUCAAAUUAUUCAGUCAACUACCCAUAGCCGCAUCUACCACUUCGAUGGAUCGAACUACCUAUCAUGGCUGCCAACAAUUGACAUUGAAUUCGUGGAGACUGAGCAGAAUGUGUCACCACUUAUAACAAAUCAACCACCAGCAGAACCGACGGCUGCUGUCACCCAACAGCCUCAGCGCAGGUCAGCGUCUCUCCUCUCGCGGCUACCUCGCCUCCCAGCCGCCGUUGCUGCUGCUAUCUCCGACAGCCAACGUCGCCAUGCAUCAAUCCAAACACUUUCGUCAGCCUUGCGUGCCCAAGCCGAGCAGAUUUCUGCUGCUUUUCCUGAUGUCCCAUUGGACGCGAUUUUGGCCGACCUCGCGGUGACCCGUGUGCCCGAGGCUACCGUAGAGAACCUUCUUUCGGGACAAACAGUGACGUUGUUGGAGGGGUCACUUGUCGAAGAACGUCCGCACGCCACACACUCCGAUAGCAGUCCACACGAGGAAUUGGAAAGAGAAACUCAAGUCAGAAACCGACACACUGCUCAACUGCCCUCUGCGACCUCGGCUUCUUCUUCAGCACCCAAUGUGGAGGUGGGUGAGACAACUACGCCAGGCGGCGAUGCGCUUUCGUCGCAACAACAGCAGCCAACUCCGUCGUCGCUAAUUGCUCAAAGAAGACAACAGAUGCUGGUUCGAGCUCGCCAGCGUUUCCUUGCAGCGCAAAAGCAUUAG
Mesocestoides corti is the source of this 2310-nucleotide messenger RNA. The record is from the annotation of a GenBank genome assembly. Lineage: Eukaryota; Metazoa; Platyhelminthes; Cestoda; Cyclophyllidea; Mesocestoididae.